AUGAAUAAGAAAAAUUUAGGAUGGGACAUUGAAGAACAAGAAUACCUAGAUAGUUUAAUACCUGGCAACUUACCAAGGAUCGAGAAAAGACAUGUUGAGAGCAAGAGCCAUAGGAUUAAGUCCAUUCUAGAUUCAAAAAUUAUGAAAUGUUCUUCUUCUUCUGUCCAACCUACCUAAAAUAGUAAAUCAACAUAAAUAAGCACCUAAACUACUCAAACCGCAUUCUAAAAUACCCUUACUUCAUGUUUCUAAUCUCCAAUGACUCUAACAAGUUAUCCUGCAUUGAGAUAUCCUCCAUUACUAGAUGUUGCUCAUAAAGCCAAUAAAAAGUCAUCAGGACCAUUAAAAAGAAGGAAAUAUAAAUGCAGCAUAAUUAACUUAAGCCAGCCCUAAAUUUAAAGUCCACAAGUAACUCAUAAGCUCUUCAAUAUCAAUAAAUAUAUUUCAUAAAGACAUUCAUGUAUUAACUAUUUUUGA
Paramecium octaurelia is the source of this 477-nucleotide messenger RNA. The record is from the annotation of a GenBank genome assembly. Lineage: Eukaryota; Ciliophora; Oligohymenophorea; Peniculida; Parameciidae.